UUGGGGCAUCGUGCUUCCUCCGUUUUCGGGAGCGCCGCCAGGCGGCGGGAGGUCUAGCCGAGCAGAAGCGGCGCCGACCUCACGGCAUCGCCGGCGGAGGCCCUGUCGAGCAUGUCGAGGGCCCGGUUGGAGCGGCGGAACAUGGAGCCGAAAGUCUUGGCGAUGGUGUUGCGCGGC
Molecule: messenger RNA, 177 nt
Organism: Prorocentrum cordatum
Lineage: Eukaryota; Dinophyceae; Prorocentrales; Prorocentraceae
Source: the annotation of a GenBank genome assembly